AUGCCUUUCGCCACCAUCAAUUCUCACGAGUUGCACUACACGGACAUUGCUCCCUCCGGCGGCAGGGCAGAGUCCGCGGCGACGCUGGUCUUCGUCCACGGGCUCGGGUCUACACAAAACUACUACUUUCCCAUCUUUUCGCACCUGACGUCGUUCCGGUGCAUCAUCUUCGACAACUACGGCGCCGGCCGGUCGAAGUAUGUGCCCAGCACCGCAACGUCCGUCGCAGCCAUCGCCGAGGACGUGACCGGCCUCCUCGACCAUCUCAGCGUCGAAAAGGCCGUGGUCAUAGGUUAUUCCAUGGGUGGCAUGGUGCCGUCGUUCCUCGCGGCAACGCGUCCAGACCGCGUGGUUGCAGGGAUAUGUAUAGGGCCGGUCCAUCCGAACGAGGCGGUCGCCAACGUCUUCAAGCAGCGCAUCCCCGUCGUCCAGAAGGAGGGCAUGGAAGCCAUGGCCAACACGAUUCCCAAUGCCGCCACGGGGCCCCGUGCAACGGCGACGCAAAAGGGCUUCAUCCGGGAGAUGCUGAUGGCCCAAGAUCCCGAGGGAUAUUGUGCCAAUUGCAAGGCCAUCGAGACCGCGACACCCCCGGAUUAUGCUGCGGUGAAGUGCCCCAUGCUCAUUAUUGCCGGCGAGGUCGACAAAAGUGCACCGUUGGCCGGGUGCCAGACGAUAUUCGACGCGUUCGGAACGGAUGAGAAAAGGAAGCGGUUGGAGGUCCUGGAGGGUGUUGGCCACUGGCAUUGCGUCGAAGCACCUGAUGAGGUAGGACCUCUCGUGCGUACGUUUUGCGAAGAACUAUAG
Exophiala spinifera is the source of this 804-nucleotide messenger RNA. RefSeq lists its product as uncharacterized. The record is from RefSeq and is a predicted model, not a curated record. Lineage: Eukaryota; Fungi; Ascomycota; Eurotiomycetes; Chaetothyriales; Herpotrichiellaceae. The transcript is spliced from 2 exons. The coding region runs from base 1 to 804 and encodes 267 amino acids.